GACAAUUGCCGGAUUCAUCUUGUCUCUAUUGCUUCUCGCCUAUUAUCUGUAUGCCUGUCGUGUAUGCUGGAGAGCAGUUGGAUGGACUGCAGAUGAACAUCGUAAGCGAAAAGACAUGAGGAAGCAUGAGGUUUCUCGAGUAAUGGUGGCCAGUGAUGAAUUAUAUACAAACUAUUAG
Auanema sp. JU1783 is the source of this 178-nucleotide messenger RNA. NCBI's taxonomy places the organism in Eukaryota, Metazoa, Nematoda, Chromadorea, Rhabditida, Rhabditidae. The record is from the annotation of a GenBank genome assembly.